UCGGGAGUCACUGUACUUCCGCUUCCUCUAAAGUCAGCUGAUUUAAUCGCGUGACUGUUGACAUCGCUCUUACCGAGGCCAAAACAACUUGAAAGUUACUUCUAAAAGUUCAAAUAACGGUCCUCUACGGGCUUCUGUUAUAGAAAUGGCUUCUUUGCUUUUCUGCGGUCCUAAACUGGCAGCAUGUGGACUGGUCCUGAGCAUUUGGGGUGUCGUUAUGCUGGCAAUGUUGGGGAUUUUUUUCACCACACAUUCAGCUGUGCUCAUAGAGGAUGUACCUUUCACGGAGGAAGACUUCAAGGGGGAAGCACUGCAAAACAUCUAUAAAUUGUACAACCAAGUUGGAUACAAUUGCUUCAUUGCAGCAGUACUCUAUGUAGGCAUAGGAUUCUUGUCAUUUUGUCAGGUUCGCCUGAACAAGCGCAAGGAAUAUCUAGUGCAUUAGUACCACCUAGUGAUUGGAGUAUUACUCUACCUCUAAAUUCCCUUGUGUUUGUAUGUAAUAAUGCUCCAUGUGCCUUAAAAUGACUCUUAAAUGAAUGUAGAUAAUUGGAUGGAAUAGGAUAAUGCAUUUUACUGUGAUUUUCUUUAUUGCCUUUCUAUCUUGAAGCCUAUCAAAUAUAAGAUGUGUGCUCCUGCCCAUUAUUAUUAUGUGGUACUUCAUUACUUUACCUUCUAUAGUGCUAUUUUGAUCUGUGGACCUACCAAACACUGCCGAUAAAUGAUUUAAUUGUGAUUUUAUUUAUACUUAACACACCUCUCAAAUAUACAGUCUCAUUAAGUACAUGUUCAAUGGAAUUUCACAUGGUCACAUUGGUUCUGUUUUCACAAUAAAUGACUGAAAAUGAUUUUGCCUAUGCAAUUUGUCACUAUAGGAGUGUAGACCUGGUCUCCGUAAACAUGGUUCUAAAAUUACAGACCAUUUUUUUAGAUUUAGAUUUUUUUACAACUGGAGACUUUCAAAACUUUAACUACUGAAGGUUUUA
Messenger RNA from Sinocyclocheilus grahami, 986 nucleotides. RefSeq names its product ribonuclease, RNase K a (gene rnaseka). The record is from RefSeq and is a predicted model, not a curated record. Gene Ontology annotation, molecular function: RNA endonuclease activity. Bases 146 to 445 code for a protein of 99 amino acids. NCBI's taxonomy places the organism in Eukaryota, Metazoa, Chordata, Actinopteri, Cypriniformes, Cyprinidae. The transcript has 3 exons. Gene Ontology annotation, biological process: nucleic acid metabolic process.